Messenger RNA from Thrips palmi, 1547 nucleotides. RefSeq names its product calmodulin-like. The transcript has 8 exons. Gene Ontology annotation, molecular function: calcium ion binding; enzyme regulator activity. The record is from RefSeq and is a predicted model, not a curated record. Bases 88 to 912 code for a protein of 274 amino acids. NCBI's taxonomy places the organism in Eukaryota, Metazoa, Arthropoda, Insecta, Thysanoptera, Thripidae.
CUCUCGCUAGUCCUCGCCGCAGCGCCCGCGAGUCUAGUGCAGUGGAGAGGCCUGAGGGGCCGAGGGAAGAGACCGACUUCGGUUGGGAUGGGUGAUCGCGCCAAGAAGGGUCCAAAACGCAGUCCUCUAGCGCAAUUAGCCACCAUGCUACAGACGCGGCAGACAGGCGGCUCCUCCACGCCGGGAUGCAGCCCGCAGCACCAGCCGCGGCAGUCGCAGCAGGCCGCCAGCGCGCCGUGGCGGCCGGGCGACGGCUGGUACCGCGAGGGCAACACGCCCCCAGUGCAGGACGCGCCGACGGCGUCCCGGAGCGCGGCGGCGGCGGCGACCAAGACAGGGCCGCUGGUGUCCAAGGCCCAGAUGAAAGAGUUCCGCGAGGCGUUCAGCCUGUUCGACAAGGACGGCGACGGCAGCAUCACGCAGGAGGAGCUGGGCCGCGUCAUGCGCUCGCUGGGGCAGUUCGCGCGCGAGGAGGAGCUGCACGACAUGCUGCGCGAGGUGGACAUCGACGGCGACGGCUGCUUCAGCUUCGAGGAGUUCGUGGAGAUCGUGUCCAACAUGGGCGCCAACAGCAGCGACAGCGCGCCCUCGGCCGACCAGGAAGAGAAGGAGCUGCGGGACGCUUUCCGGGUGUUUGACAAACACAACCGGGGCUACAUCGUGGCGUCCGACCUGCGCGCAGUGCUGCAGUGCCUCGGAGAGGACUUGUCGGAGGAAGAAAUCGAGGACAUGAUCAAGGAAGUGGAUGUUGAUGGGGACGGACGCAUCGAUUUUUACGAGUUCGUCCACGCCCUGGGGGAGCCCGGCGACGGGGACAGCGACGGCGACGAAGACUGCGACGAGGAUCAGGGGGGCGGUGAGGGUGGCGAGCAGGACGAGCACGACCUCCAGCUCGUGGUGGACUGCGUCUGAGCGAGGACCAGCUACGAUAUUCUUAUUUUUUUGCGGUCCUAUGUAUGUUCAGAUCUCUGAUUCGUAAUUCCUUCUUGUAAUAAUUGCUCUUUUUCUCUCUAAUCGCGAUCGCGGCAUAAAGGCACAUUAAAAAAAUAUUGGGAGACAAACGAUGCCUUAUUUUGACCAAUAGAGUACCCCUGAACGUCUCAUAAAAUGAUAUGAAUAAAGUUGGAAAAGGAUCUGAAAUUUUGUACCUAGCUCCUGGGCGCUCUCCCUGGGCUAGUGCUGGAUGUGUCAUUGGCUGACAUAAUGUGCCAAAAACCCGUGUCAGGUAUGUCGACAUUUGUUGCGAGUGUGCACCUUGCUGUCAUAGAUUUCAAUGGGGCGUUUUGUUUCUGCCCUCGUCUUUAAAAUUUUAUUCUUCUUGUGAUUCUGUUUUUUGUUUGUUUUGUUUUUGUUUUGGAAUUUGGCACGCAGUUAUGUUUGUCCUCCGCCUUCUACUUUGAAAUCAAACUUUCUGUGAGUCUUUGCACGGAGUUUAAACCUCCAUUAAUUAGUUGUUAAGUCAGUUUUUAUCGUUGGUUCAUACUGUUACGUCACUUUUUGAAAGUUCCAUUUGUUGUUAAAUAAAAAAGACACCCUUCUAGAAGAAA